AAGCUCUCCCAAGCGGCAGGGAGGCCCAAGAAAUCAACGCAAGGCUGCCCCGGGCGCGCGAACGAGACGCAUACGCGACGAACAAAGGCUGCCCAACAUAAAAACAAGUGCGCAGCCAACAGAGAAGCCACAGCUGCUGCCCCAGCACAAAAACAAGCACAACCAAGAGAAGCAUGCAGCUCGUCGUAAGAGUAGAAUCGGGAGACCGCACGAGCACCUUCAAAAUACAAGUCGGCGACGGCCGCAAGUCCUUCAAGUGGCUGGCCCUCGCCGCGGCGCAGCGCUUCGGCAGCGAGAGCCCAAAGGGUAAAUUGCGGCAAAGGGAGCGCAAGUUCCCCUGCACGAACCCCGCGAACACCAAUUUAGUACCUUCACGAUGCUACACGGAGGAUCAGGACUUCUUCCACCCCGACGCGUUGCUCGUUGAGCAAUUACAAGACGGCGAUCACCUCACGGUCGAGGUCGCGCCCCGCGUUUACGUCGACGAGGCCGGCUCGCCGGUCAAGUCGAGGUGGCAGACCAUCGCCUUCGCCGUGUCGCCGUCGUCUUCGGCAAAGCGCGACGCCGCGAUCGCCGAGGAGUACGACGCGCAAAAUGCGAAAAAAGUAGCAGCAAAGGCCAUCGAGGACGAAGCGGACCGGCUCGAGAACAUGCGGAAGGCCGAUCAUGUGCGCGAGAUUAUUAAAGAUCAAUUACCCGACCAGGACGCGGUGGAAGAAGCUCUAUCAGAAGAUUGGUUCAGCAUGAACAAGAAGCGCGUCUUAGAUGCGUUGGUGGAAGAUCCCGAGGAGCAGGGGCGCGUCAAGGACGUCCUGAAGCAGCACUACGUCCAGUUAGAUGAAUUGUUCAAGACCUUUGCUGCUUCUGGUAGUUCGAUUGCCGAUGCCCAAGAUUUGGAGCUGUCGGAAUUCGAGGAUUUUUGUCAUCAGGCGUCGCUCGUGGCGACGGGCCCGCAUGCUACGUCCGUCAUGGUGUCGUGCUUCCAGGAGUGUAAUGGGGAUUUUUCUCAUUCGCACCGGCAACCGGACAAGAGAAGUAGAAGGGGUGGUAGUACCAUCCAAACGGCGCACGUCGCGCGGCCCGAGUUCCUCAAUUCACUGAUCUGGUUUUCGUUGUUUAUGGCGUCCACCGAUGGUUCUCCGGAGCACGGCGGCGGCGCGCCGGGCUCGCCGGCCUGGGCCGCCGAGUUCGCCACCAUAAAAAACAAGGCCGAGAAGCUGGAGAUCAUGCUGGAGGUGCGGAUCGCACCUUUAAUAGCCAGGAAGCUGCCUGGCAGUGCGGGAAAAAUUGCGCUCAAUACAGAUUCGGUCUUGGCGCGCGUGUACGACGUCGAGGAUGAUCUGAGGAGGUUAUUUGAGGCGAGAGCCCUCUCGGUAAAGAACGAACUUUCAGUAGUGGAGUUCGUGGGCAUCGUCGAUGGCGCGGGACUGGUCGGCGACGGCGACGGCAAGACAUUAACACUUCGCGACGCGCGGCAGACCUUCGCGGCGGCCCAGUCCGAAUCAGCGUUCACGCCCUCGGUAGAAACGGGAAAAACGAAUCUGAAGCAGGCCCACGCGCUGAUGUCGUUUCCCGAGUUCGUCGAGGCGGCCGUGCGCAUCGGCCUGACGAAGUGGCCCGAUGCUGAUUUGUCGCUCGCGGACCGCGUCGACCGGGCGCUCCAGGCGCUGGUCUGCUGUCCCUUGUAA
This is a messenger RNA of Pelagomonas calceolata, 1688 nucleotides long. The record is from the annotation of a GenBank genome assembly. NCBI's taxonomy places the organism in Eukaryota, Pelagophyceae, Pelagomonadales, Pelagomonadaceae.